AUGUCUCUCAAACGAAAGAGAGACAUGGAGGAUAUUCUCAAGUCGAGAAUCAUCAAGUUCAUCAUCGGCUCUGAGAAAGCCGAGUUCACAGUUCAUUCCAUGAGUAUUGCCACCCUAUCGGAGAAGUUUCGCUCCAUUGUGAGCUUCAGCCAACCUGGCGAGAAUGAAAAGAUUGUGACUUGGAGCAACGUCGAGACAUCUACUUUUGUCAACUUGGUGGAGUACGCGUACAACAAGGAUUACACCAUUCCCCAGCUCGCCAGAACGGGCGACAUAAGCCAGGCUACUGCUCAAGACAUGGUUGCUGGUCCUGAGAUUGCUAAGAAGAAAAAAAUCAAGAGUGAACAUGCUUCCUCGCCUGCCAAAGUGGAUAUCGUGAAGCGAAAGACAAACACCAACGAGGUCGAAGCGGCAAUCUCUCUGCAUACAUGGAUGUUGGAGAUUUCUCAAGGUGACGAGAGUCCACAAAAGUCGAGUGCUCAAUACAGAUUUUGCCAGCAGCACUUCUCUCUCAACACACCGGCCUCCGAUGGAGCAGUCACCGAGUCUAGCUUUGCGACUGAGGCAUGGCUCAUGGAUAUUCAGCAGCAUCGCCUUACCGACUACGAAACCGUUUUUCGCACACACACGAACCUGUACAUUCUCGCGAACAAGUACAACAUCACCGAUCUCAAGGAUCUCUGUUAUCGCAAGAUCCGUCUAACCUUACUGUACGCUCCUACUGCCGAUCAACUGUUUGCUGCCCUUUUCCAUACCAUCCGCAUCGUCUACGACAAUACAAUCCACAACGACCCUCUGCGGUCGCUACUCGCUAAGUACUGCAUAUCUGACAUGGCAAGCAUCAUGAGUUGCAAGGGCGAUGAUCGGAUCGCUCCUUUACUCAAAAGCGUUCCUAGCUUUGCUGCCGACUUGCUCCUCGAGAUACCCCACGACUACUGGGUACAGAUCAGGGAUGGAGGACAAGCUUGA
Messenger RNA from Colletotrichum graminicola M1.001, 969 nucleotides. RefSeq lists its product as uncharacterized. The record is from RefSeq and is a predicted model, not a curated record. Lineage: Eukaryota; Fungi; Ascomycota; Sordariomycetes; Glomerellales; Glomerellaceae. Gene Ontology annotation, molecular function: protein binding. The transcript is spliced from 3 exons. Bases 1 to 969 code for a protein of 322 amino acids.